AUGGAGGAGGGAUCCAGAGACCAGGGACAACAGGGUGUGGGGACAACAGAUCCUGAGGAGGACUCUCCCAACAUGAUCAUCUACAGAAAGAUUGAAGAUGUCAUUAUGCGGAUACAGGAUGAGAAGGCAGGAGGGGUGGCCAUCCGAACUGUCAAGAGCUUCCUGUCCAAGAUCCCCAGUGUGGUAUCAGGAGCAGACAUUGUGCAGUGGCUGAUGAAAAACCUCUCCAUUGAGGACUCAGCUGAAGCCAUUCAUUUAGGGAGCCUGAUCGCUGCCCUUGGCUACCUCUUCCCGAUCUCCGACCACGUCCUCACUCUCAAAGAUGAUGGGACCCUGUACCGCUUCCAGGCUCCAUACUUCUGGCCCUCUAAUUGUUGGGAACCUGAAAACACAGACUAUGCUAUUUACCUGUGCAAGCGCACCAUGCAGAACAAGGCCAGGCUGGAGCUAGCUGACUACGAGGCUGAGAACCUGGCUCGACUGCAGAGGGCCUUCGCCAGGAAGUGGGAGUUCAUCUUCAUGCAAGCUGAGGCGCAGGUCAAGAUCGACAGGAAGAAGGACAAGGCUGAGAGGAAGAUCCUAGACAGCCAGGAGAGGGCAUUCUGGGACGUCCAUCGCCCUGUGCCAGGCUGUGUAAACACCACAGAGAUGGACAUUCGCAAGUGCCAGAGAGAGAAGAAUCCACAGAGGGUGAAAAAGUCGGUGUAUGGGGUAACAGACGACACCCAGACUCAGAGUUCAGUCCACCAGUCCCUCCCGUCCCAGCCGGCCAGGAAGCCCACCAGAGAGGACGUGCAGAAGGAGAUUUCCUUCUUGAACAUGCAGCUGGACAGACACUGUAUGAAAAUGUCCAAAGUAGCAGACAGCCUCAUGAGCUACACAGAGCAGUUCAUGGUCUACGAUCCUUUAGCGUCAACUAUUGAACCGUCCAACCCCUGGAUCAGCGAUGACAUGAGUUUCUGGGACCUGGAGGCUAGCCGGGACCCCAGCCAGCACCGUGUGAAGAAGUGGGGCUUCUCUCUGGAGGAGGCCCUCAAGGACCCAGCGGGACGGGACGCUUUCCUCAAGUUCCUGGAGUCAGAGUUCAGCUCAGAGAACCUCCGGUUCUGGUUGGCAGUGCAGGACCUGAAGCGGAGGCCCCUUGAGAACGUGGCGGCCAGGGCCCAGGAGAUCUGGCAGGAGUUCCUGGCAGAGGGUGCACCCAGCUCCAUCAACCUGGACUCCCACAGCUAUGAGCUCACCAGCCAUAACCUAAAAGAUCCUGGACGAUACAGCUAUGAGGACGCACAGGAACACAUCUUCAAGUUGAUGAAAAGUGACAGCUAUGCACGCUUCCUGAGAUCCACCAUUUAUCAGGACCUCCUGCUAGCCAGAAAGAAGCUGACAGAGGGUGAGCAGGGCCGCCGUACCUCCCUGGAAAAGUUCACCCGCAGUGUGGGCAAGUCGUUGACGGGCAAGCGGCUGACAGGGCUGAUGCAGUCAUCCUGA
This is a messenger RNA of Salvelinus namaycush (lake trout), 1488 nucleotides long. RefSeq names its product regulator of G-protein signaling 6-like. Lineage: Eukaryota; Metazoa; Chordata; Actinopteri; Salmoniformes; Salmonidae. The transcript is spliced from 16 exons. Gene Ontology annotation, biological process: intracellular signal transduction; regulation of G protein-coupled receptor signaling pathway; G protein-coupled receptor signaling pathway. The coding region runs from base 1 to 1488 and encodes 495 amino acids. The record is from RefSeq and is a predicted model, not a curated record.